Molecule: messenger RNA, 405 nt
Organism: Cylicocyclus nassatus
Lineage: Eukaryota; Metazoa; Nematoda; Chromadorea; Rhabditida; Strongylidae
Source: the annotation of a GenBank genome assembly
AUGAACGUAACAAACUCAACAAAUCUACCCCUCAUCAACUACGCGGAAGCUGCAUUGAUAGUCUCAACAUCAUUAGCUCGCAAAGGCUGCACGGCUUUCGAAUCGGAAGAAAUGAGGCGUCAUCAUAAGAAAGAAGUAAACCUUUUUGUGCAGGCAUUUAUGACAUCAGUUGUGCACUCUCUCAUAUUACUAUCUUUCAAUUUGACUUCAAUUUACGUGUCUGAAGGAAUCUUUUUAUUCCUUGGCACAACGUUUGUGUGGGAAUUAUCGUACGCUUUUGCAGGGUGUGUGCUCAUUUGGUUCAAUCCAGAAAUACAACGGCAUCUCGGUUUGAGAGCAUCCAUUCGCCUUCUUUUCAACAAUACAACCAGUAGGAUGUUCCAAAUGACGUCGUCGAGAAACUGA